Messenger RNA from Glarea lozoyensis ATCC 20868, 1929 nucleotides. Its product is annotated as Winged helix DNA-binding protein. Bases 1 to 1929 code for a protein of 642 amino acids. The record is from RefSeq and is a predicted model, not a curated record. Lineage: Eukaryota; Fungi; Ascomycota; Leotiomycetes; Helotiales; Helotiaceae. Gene Ontology annotation, molecular function: protein binding; chromatin binding. Gene Ontology annotation, biological process: replication-born double-strand break repair via sister chromatid exchange; mitotic sister chromatid cohesion; synaptonemal complex assembly. The transcript is spliced from 2 exons. Gene Ontology annotation, cellular component: synaptonemal complex; cohesin complex.
AUGUUCUAUUCGGAAACCCUCCUGUCGAAGACCGGCCCUCUCGCCAGGGUCUGGCUAUCGGCCAAUUUAGAGCGCAAGCUCUCGAAAAAUCACAUUUUGCAAGCAAGUGUCAAGGACAGCGUUGAGGCUAUAGUAACACCGAACCAAGCUCCUAUGGCUCUACGACUCAGCGGUCAACUUUUGCUCGGUGUAGUCAGAAUUUAUAGCCGGAAAGCACAUUAUCUGCUAGAUGAUUGCAAUGAAGCAUUGAUCAAGAUCAAGAUGGCGUAUCGUCUAUCGGGUAACAACGAUAUUCCUGCGGGACUCCAUAUGCCAUCGCGCGACGCGCUCAUGCUUCCUGAUGUCCUCACCGAGAGUGACAACCUCGAAAUGCCACCAAUGCCAGACGCGUCCUUCCUCUUCUCUCAGCUUGACGGUGAUACGAACGCGACGCGAAAAGGCAGGUCUGCUAGUCGUGAUUUGAACAUGCCUGAUGAGCUUUUGGGGAGCCAAAUAUACCUACCCGAAGAUAACCGGAAUGACGAGAUUUUGGAACUUUUACCAAUGGACGAGCUGGAUCUGGGUAUCGAUUUUGGAUUUCACGAGGAGGAGCCUAGUGUUGAAAUGGGACGAGACGCUCCUGCUGCUCGUGGGGUUGAGGAUGACUUACUUAGUGACUUGGGCAUCGACCUCGAAACCGAGCUACCUGUGAAGGAUACUGUUGAACCGGGAGAUGACACUACUCUACAAAUUGGCACUGGUGAUGAUAAUGAUCCUAUGCAUCUCAAUACUGGAGGUGACGUCGAGAUGAUCGAUAUCUAUGAUCCACCAGAUGUAUCUGAGUUUGCCGCCGCGCCUGUUAUCCGACCCGAACGUAUAUCCGAAUCGCCGCUUUCAGAUUACGAUGAAACCGUCAUCCAACAGGGAGAGAUCAAUCUUGGUGAUCAAAGUUUGUUCGCUCCGGAGGAAGAAGUGGAAGAACCUACAUUGCAUGUCGCACCCCAAAGAGCCCGGAAGGUUAAGACCAUCGAAGUCGACCAAGAAACUCUCAUCUCAAGCAAUGUUGUCAAAGAGCAUCAGAGAAAUCGAGAGAGGAUUUUGAGGCCACAAUCCUUUUUACCGCGCGAUCAACAGCUUCUCGCUUUAAUUGAAAUGCAAAAGAAUGGAGGCUUUAUCUCGAACAUUCUUGGCGACGGAAGAAGCAUGGCCUGGGCUCCAGAGUUAAGAGGAAUGCUGUCGAUCGACGCAAUUCGCAAGAACGGGGAACUCAAGCGGAAACGCGAUAGUGGAGUGGCAGACAUGGAUAUCGAGGACGAGCAAGGCCCACAGAAGUCACCACGUCUUGAAAUUGGCGAAGAGGAAGAAGACUUCGGAGUUGAACUUGGAGAUGCCGGGUUAGGACGCAAGAGCAUGUCAGUCGCCCCUGAUGGGACAAUUAUUGAAGUUGCCGGGGAUGACGGAGGAUACAUGCCAAACCUGGAUGAGGAUGAGCACAAUGCUACUGUCGGCUUAGAACCGGAAUCACCUGCACCAAAUUUCGAUGAGACGACCGCACCUCUUGUGCACCCAGCCGACAGCGGGCCAGUAUCCCUAGGCACAAAACAUGCUGUUCAUUUGCUUCGUGAACGAUUUGGAGCUGAAGCUGCCGAUAGCCCUGACAAACGAAAGAAGGCCAGUGUGCUCUUCCAGGACUUGUUGCCGGAACGUCAAACCUCUAGAGCGGAUGCUACCAAGAUGUUCUUCGAGGUCUUGGUUUUGGCUACGAAAGAUGCAGUCAAAGUCGAGCAAUCAGAGUCAUUGCUGGGUGGUCCCAUCAGAGUACGUGGCAAGAGAGGUCUAUGGGGCGACUGGGCCGAGACUGGAGCUGGUGGUGAAAUCGCCGAAGAAGAUCUUGCUGCUGGUCCAUCACAUGGUCUGGAGCAAUCGGCCGCCAUUGCCGUCGGCGCAUAA